Molecule: messenger RNA, 353 nt
Organism: Meloidogyne enterolobii
Lineage: Eukaryota; Metazoa; Nematoda; Chromadorea; Rhabditida; Meloidogynidae
Source: the annotation of a GenBank genome assembly
AUGUCUUCUUCACCAUUGAGAGCUUCAAUUAUAGUAAGUGCUAUAGUAUUCACAGCUAUUGGAAUGGGUCUUUCAAUUGCUGGAUUAUUAAGUCCUUCCUGGCAGGUAGUUAAUUUGCAAGAAUAUAAUUCUGUCCACGAACACGGACUUUGGCUCGACUGUAUUAGACACAUGAGGGAUGUUACUGGAGUUUUGUUAAGGAGGUAAUUAAUAAUGGAGACGUGACUGGGAGGGUCGUACUGGAAUAUCUUCAUCUCGAAAAAUAUCGAAUCUCGAUAAUCUUGAUUUUUUGUUCGUGUAAGCAUGAUUCACCUAGAGCAUUUAAAAGGCAUAGGCGGGGGUUGAACUAUCUA